GUGUACUGACAGUCGCAAAGCGUUUAUUUCGCGAAGCCGUGCCGCAGUACGGCUAGUUUGUUCAGUCACAGAGCUUCGCGCUUUCCCGAAUGCAACUCCAUGGCAGAGAGGCAGACGCUCAUCCAAGGCAUCCUGAGCAGUUUGUGUGGCGUACAUCGAAGCAGGUGAGUAAAUCACAGAGAUGCUGAGUGCGAGAUAACGAGGCGAUGGGGGAUUCUUACUGCUGCAGAUGCAUCGCCCAAGGCUGAAUGGAAGGGUGGAGCAAACCAGCACCAGCACAGAUGUUCACAUGAUGCACCAUGAUAGGGGUCAUGGAUACCAAUGAAGACCCUUGGCGUCUUGGACCUUUUUUAAAGAAACUCCAGCAGUAUCAGCAGAUUUUGACAGACGUCACUGACUUCACCUCUCAAUGACUGGCGACUGUAACUUCCAUCAUCACGUCCCUUUAGGGGCAUUCGCUGGUUGGACACACAAACUAUCCAUGAUACAUGGCAAGAUUAAAGAUAACAACUCAAAUGACACUUUUACGUUCAAAUGACAAAUGCAGUAUGCUAAUGCUAAGGCUGUUUUGUUUUUCAGGAAAUUAAACUCACUUUCCAAGGUUUAAUGCUAUACUGUACUAAACAACAAAGAUGUUUGCUCUGGAAACCUCUUCUGGUUCACCGGCAAACCUGACUUACACGUAAAGGAUCAGUGGCCAUUGAAAAGGCUCAUUAUGGAAGGCACCAGAGGACGCAUUUUGCAGCUAAUGGUAAUGGGCGUUUUGCUGGGCGCAACUGUCCCAGGACACAGGGCCAUCCAGACCCCUGGCUAUGAUGACACCUCCACACCUGAGAUCCUGAACCCUUCCUGGAUGGCUACCAUCCCUGACGUCUACUCCCUAUCAGAUGUGACGAUGCCCGGGACACACAACACCAUGGCCCUGUACGGCGGCACACUGGCCGAAUGCAACUCCUGGUCCCUCGCCCUCCAGCUCCGUGCCGGAAUCCGCUUUCUGGAUAUCCGUGUUCGCCACGCCAAAGGCAACCUGACCAUCCACCACGGCAUCUCCUAUCAGUACGCUCACUUUGGGGACGUGUUAAUGGAUGUGGUGGCUUUCCUAAGGGAGUAUCCUUCGGAAACGGUGUUGAUGAGGCUGAGAGAGGAGUUGAGCAACACGCAGGAUAUUUACAAUGCAGUGGUGCGCUAUAUUAAUGAGUAUGCACACUGGGACCUGCUGUGGCACAGUCGUGAGAUGCCCAGCAUGGUAGCAGCGCGAGGAAAGCUGAUCGUACUACAAGACUUCACCGGCCCUGACCUGGGAAUACGCUACAACUCACUGGACAUCGCAGAUGACUGGAAGGUGUCCUCUCUGCAGCCGGAGGAAGUGGAGAAGAAAUGGAGAAGUGUCUCCACUCAUCUGGAGGCGGCUGCGGUUGGUAACAAAAACCGAAUGUUCCUCACCUACAGCAGUGGUGCCAGUAUCCUGGCACAUCCCAAUGCCCUGGCCCAGCUAAUAAACCCCCGCCUGCAUGAAUAUCUGACAGGCUAUGUCGGUCAGAGGAAGCGUUUCGGUAUUGUAGCAAUGGACUUUCCUGGUGCCAAGUUAGUGCAAACUAUUAUAGGCUUCAAUUAUUGAGAGACAACGGCAGGACGUCAGGACCAAUACACCUGCAACUCACCAAAAUACUUCAUUAAUUGACACAAAUCCCAGGUAUAACUGUGACUCAAAUUACCCAUACCCUUGAAA
Messenger RNA from Onychostoma macrolepis, 1729 nucleotides. RefSeq lists its product as uncharacterized. The record is from RefSeq and is a predicted model, not a curated record. Gene Ontology annotation, molecular function: phosphoric diester hydrolase activity. Gene Ontology annotation, biological process: lipid metabolic process. Bases 716 to 1618 code for a protein of 300 amino acids. NCBI's taxonomy places the organism in Eukaryota, Metazoa, Chordata, Actinopteri, Cypriniformes, Cyprinidae. The transcript is spliced from 8 exons.